AUGGUCAAUCUUAUUAUCGUUCCUCGAUCUAAGAACUUGCGGAAGAUCAAUUGCGAUACUGAUCCAAAGGCAAAGGUGCAAGCUAUCAUUAGCGAGUAUUCUAAGGUCAACAACAUUGAUCCCAACAGAGUUAAGCUUUCUCUGCUGGAAGAAGAAGGAUCCACUGACAAGAAGCCCGUCCGUAGAACACUGAAGAAUGAGAGGACAUUGGAAGCCAACGGACUUGACUUCUCUACGACGGAUACCAUCACCGUUUAUGCAAAAGAUGUGGGGCCCCAAAUUGGAUGGAAAACGGUCUACUUGAUCGAAUAUUUCGGUCCGAUGCUGAUCCACUCCUUGGUCUAUUACGGUUUGUAUGACCCGGAUGUCAAUACGUACACUCAAAUUGCUGCUUAUAUCUUGACGAUGGUUCACUAUUUGAAAAGAGAAUAUGAGACAACUUUCAUCCAUAUGUUCUCUGCCGACACAAUGCCUUUGAAGUAUUUGUUCAGAAACUGCGGACACUAUUGGAUCUUUAACGGAUUGUUCAUUGCCCUUUCCGUUUACGCUCCUCAGGACAGGUACUAUUCUGGUUGGAAAAAACACGUCUUCUAUGUUGAAGACAGGCCUUUGAACCAACUCUACAUUUAUAUUGGCCUCUGGGCUCUUUGCGAAUUGGCCAAUUUCUAUUGCCACUUCAUCUUAAUGAAACUGAGAAGUGACGGAUCGAGGGAGAAAAGAAUUCCAUAUGGUUUUGCCUUCGCAUUGGUCUCCUUCCCAAACUACUUUUUUGAGAGUCUAGGAUGGUUGUUUUAUGCUAUCAUGAUCAACAAUUGGUCGUGCUACUUAUUCCUCAUUAUUGGAACUCUGACCAUGAUGAACUGGGCCAAGCAGAAGCACAGAAACUAUAAAAAGACCUUUGGUGAUAAAUAUCCAAAGAACAGAAAAGCCAUGAUUCCAUUUAUAUUUUAA
Ogataea parapolymorpha DL-1 is the source of this 951-nucleotide messenger RNA. RefSeq names its product Enoyl reductase that catalyzes the last step in each cycle of very long chain fatty acid elongation. Lineage: Eukaryota; Fungi; Ascomycota; Pichiomycetes; Pichiales; Pichiaceae. Gene Ontology annotation, molecular function: oxidoreductase activity, acting on the CH-CH group of donors. Gene Ontology annotation, biological process: very long-chain fatty acid biosynthetic process. The record is from RefSeq and is a predicted model, not a curated record. Bases 1 to 951 code for a protein of 316 amino acids. The transcript has a single exon.